GUCCCACUUUUUUUUAAAAAAAACUUUUUAUUCAUACUUCUUUUAACCUUUCAUCAUCUAAAUCCUUUGAAUAUAAUUUUAAUAUCCCCAACUCUUUUUUAAUCUUUGUACCAUUUCUUAUUUAUUAUUAAUCUCAUGGAUCGUGAUUGGAGACAUACACUUAAUUUGAAUUUUUAUAUUUUUCUAAGAGUCUCUUUCUAACUCAAGGUAGGAUCUCAGUUAUGACAAUGUUAAUUAAUAAUUACAAUGUAUUUACAUCUAAAACACAUACUUGCUCUGUUCUAUUAUAUUUGUUAUAUUUUAGUUUUUACGCAAUUUAAUACGUAAUUUUGAUUAUUUAUAUCUUAAGUUAUGUUUAACUAACAAUUAUAAAAAUUUGAUAUUAUGAAAGUAUUCGCUUAGACGAUUCAAACAGGAUCUCACUUUACUAUAUUUUUUCUAACAUAUUAACUGCAAUAUAUAAAAUAAGCUCGAAAGAUGAACAAUAUCAAUAAUAAUUCUUAUGUAGCGACUAUUAUAAAAUGGAGGAAGUACAUGUCCAAGUAAAAUUGAUUCAUCUAACAUGUGGAUCGUAAUAUAUGCUAUGUAUAAAGGGCAUAUAACCCUAAAAGAGAGAUUUAUGCAAAUCGACCAUAAUUGAUGUCUAAAUAGAAUAAUAAGAUAACUCCAUUCAAAAAAACACACAAAGAAAGUAACAAGCAAAGCAGGAGUUGGUAAGAUUUAGUAGGAAUAUAAGAUUCUCAUAGAUUUAUUUAUACGUAUCAUUUGAGUGCGUACCAUUUUUUUUAUGUAAAGUCGUAAAUUCGAUUCUUGUUAUCUAUCCCCUCCUUUAAUAACAGGUUCAUUUAUGAGAUUUUGGUAGCUUAAAAUAAAUUUAUUAUCAAACUUUAAUAUAAAAAGUACAUUCAAUUAUCUUAAUGUCGUUAAGUAUGUACAACUUCCACCUAUAUACGGACCCUUACUAACAAAUAAAAAUAUUUUAAAUAAUUAGAAUCUUUUUACGAUAUUCAAAAGUCUAAUGAUGAGCUUUAUGUCGAUUGAAAUUCAUUGAAAAGUAUUACUAAUUAAUUUUAUUAAAUUUCUUUAUAUACUCACGAAUUAAUAAUCUUUUAUUAUUAACAUCUCUAAAUGAAAAAUUCAUUAUAAUAGCGUGUAUGUAUAUCUACUGAAACUUAUUGUUCAUCAUAUAUAAUAUAGAAUUCAUAAUUUUUAUGUUGGGGCUUAGUGCGUACGCCUGUCACACCCUACCCCCAGAUACUACCCUACCCUAACCUUAUCCUUUUCCAAUCUACCCUGAUUUACAAAAUAAAAAAAAAAACAAAUUUAAAUAAUUCUUUUGAUAUUCAAAAUAAAAAGGCAUAAAAAUAAUGCUUCUAUAUAUCCACUCGUCUAUAUAUAAACAACACCAUCCUAAUUAUAUACUUAUCACAAGAAACCCAAAUAUAAAAACAUAUAAAUAAGUUAAUCUUUAAUUAACCUUCACGAUUUGAUUAAACAGCUAAAGUAAUCGAGAAAUGUGGAGGAUUUCAGCACUAAUUAUUGUGAUUAUAACAUUAAACAUAAAUCUAGGAAUCCAUGCAAAUCCUAAACCUAAUCCUAAUCCUAUAGUACCAUGUUAUUUCAUCUUUGGGGAUUCAUUAUCAGAUUCCGGCAACAAUAAUGGGUUAAAGACAAAGGCUAAAGCCAAUUACCAUCCAUACGGUCUGGAUUUUCCGGGAGGUAAGCCUACCGGACGUUUUACCAAUGGACGUACGUCCGUCGAUGAAAUUGCCCAACGAUUAGGUCAUGGUUUUAUCCCACCCUUUAGUACAGCAAAGGGCCAGGCAAUACUCAAAGGUGUUAAUUACGCUUCUGGUGCAGCUGGUAUCCUCCCCGAAACUGGCAAACAUUUGGGCGAUGUUGUAACGUUCGAUGAACAACUUACAAACCAUAAAAGGGUAAUUUCAAAAGUAUUCAAAUUAAUGAAGAAUGGUUCAACACAAGCAUACAUGCAAAAAUGCUUAUACACAGUUAACAUAGGCAGCAAUGACUAUAUCAACAAUUACUUCAUGCCGUUACAUUACCAAUCUAGCCGUAAAUAUAGCCCUAAUAAAUAUGCCCAUAGACUCGUUAACAAAUACCGUCAAAAUUUAAAGAUUUUGUACAAAAAUGGAGCUAGAAAAGUGGCGUUGUUUGGACUAGGAAUGAUAGGGUGCAGCUUAGGAGUAGUAAUGCAGCAUCACCCAAUCGGUUUUUGUGUGGAUGAGAUCAAUUUUGCAGUUCAAAUGUUCAACAAUAAGCUACAAAAGCUUGUAGGAGAGCUUAAUCAAGAAUAUCAUGAUGCCAAAUUUACUUGCAUUAACAUUCAAGCCAUCGUAGUUGGUCCACUCCAAGGUAUCACGAAACUACGAGAUACAUGUUGCGAGUUAAGAGAAGACUACCAAUGCAAAGAGUCAGCAGCUCAUUGCCCCGACAGAAACUCACAUUUUUUCUGGGAUGGUUUCCAUCCCACGGAAGCAGUACAAAAAGUAUGGGGUGCUCGAGCUUUCAAUAGAUCACUUCCUGUCCAAGCUAAUCCUCUUGACAUUAAUUCCCUCAUUAAAUAUAAAUUAUGAAAAAGUGUUUAUUUUGAUCAAUUUUGAGUGUUAAUUAAUUACCAUAAAUUGUUUCAUUGUUAUCAUUAUGAAAAUGUUUCAUGUAAUCAAGCUAGGGUAAUAAAUGUCAUUGAUUAGUAUGAUAUUGAGGAAAAUGUGUUAGUAUUCUUCCUGUUUUUAUAUGUUCUUCUCAGAUAGUAUUUACGA
This is a messenger RNA of Amaranthus tricolor (Joseph's coat), 2780 nucleotides long. RefSeq names its product GDSL esterase/lipase At4g18970-like. Bases 1515 to 2594 code for a protein of 359 amino acids. The transcript is spliced from 5 exons. The record is from RefSeq and is a predicted model, not a curated record. Gene Ontology annotation, molecular function: hydrolase activity, acting on ester bonds. NCBI's taxonomy places the organism in Eukaryota, Viridiplantae, Streptophyta, Magnoliopsida, Caryophyllales, Amaranthaceae.